Messenger RNA from Colossoma macropomum (tambaqui), 6075 nucleotides. RefSeq names its product collagen, type XI, alpha 1b (gene col11a1b). Lineage: Eukaryota; Metazoa; Chordata; Actinopteri; Characiformes; Serrasalmidae. The transcript has 67 exons. The record is from RefSeq and is a predicted model, not a curated record. Gene Ontology annotation, molecular function: extracellular matrix structural constituent. Bases 265 to 5763 code for a protein of 1832 amino acids.
GAGUGGAGCUUUUCCCUCCAGUCGGUUCCUUCACUCAGGGCUCAGGUUCUCUCCUCCAGCCCUGCCUCACUCACACCUUCUGACUCCGGAGGAGCAGCGGAACCGCUCAGCUCCAGAAGAGAGAGGCGCAGCACUUUUUUGGGGGGUUUGUGCCGGAUGGCAGUGUGAGAGUGAGCGGAGAGUGUGAGUGUGUGGGUGGGUGUGUGUGUGUGUGUGUUUGGAGUUCGGAGUGUGUUCGGAACGUGUUUGGAGAGCGACCGGAUCAUGGAUCAGCAGAGAUGGAGAUGCAAGUGGAGGUGGAAGAACCUGUGGAGCUUCACCGCACCGACCUUCAUCACCACACUCAUCCUCCUACAGCAGCAGGCCUCAGGAGCAUGGGCAGCUGACCCAGUGGACGUCCUGAAGGUCCUAGACUUCCCAAGUUCUCCAGAAGGAGUAAAGCAAACACAGGGUUUCUGUGCCGUCAGGAGAGGAUCCAAACCAGACGUGGCCUACAGGGUGGGGAAAAAGGCUCAGCUCAGCACGCCCACCAAGCAGCUCUUCACAGGUGGAGUCUUCCCUGAGGACUUCUCCAUCCUCAUGACCAUCAAGCCUAAGGCUGGAGUCCAGUCCUUCCUGCUGUCCGUGUAUAAUGAGCAGGGAAUCCAGCAGCUCGGCGUGGAAGUCGGCCGCACUCCGGUAUUCCUGUAUGAAGACCAGCAUGGAAAACCAGCCCCGGAGGACUACCCCUUAUUCCGUACCAUCAAUCUAGCUGACGGAAAGUGGCAUCGCGUGGCGAUCAGCGUGGAGAAGAAGUCCGUCACCAUGAUCGUCGACUGUAAGAAGAAGGUCACCAGGCCACUGAACAGAAGUGACAAGGCAAUCAUUAACACCGACGGCAUCACAGUCUUCGGCACCAGGAUCCUGGAUGAGGAAGUCUUUGAGGGAGAUAUCCAGCAGCUGAUGUUGGUGGCGGACCCCCGGGCUGCGUACGAUUACUGCGAACACUACAGCCCAGACUGCGAAACGCCACACCAGGAAACACCGCAGGCCCAAGAGCCUGAGGAAGAGGACACCACUGAAUACACUGAUUAUGGAGAGAUCUACGACUACCCAGAUGGAGAACUCACGCCCACUGAGGUCCCGGAUGGAGAGACCAGAACGGAAACCAAGCCCGACAGCUUCGACGCUGAAUAUUACACUGAAGUGGACUACGACACCAUCGACGGAUCCAAACCUGAGAACCCGACAACAUCUGUGACAAGCAAGAACCCGGUGUAUGAAGAGGAGAUUGUGGAUGAUUACAUCACCGGAGUGGACCAGGUUGGAGCCGAUCCCACUGCGGCCACAGAGGUGAAUGUGGAUAACGUGGAAACUGUGGAAACUGUGGAAACCGUGGAGGCCAAAGCCACUCAGGGCCCAGAGUUCACGGAAUUUAAGGAGUACGAUUUGAACGAGUACGAAGCGAAGGAGCUGGACCCGAAUCAUUACGAUGAUGGAUUUUACGAUUACACCACCAACGGAGCCAAACCCACCGUCUCUGCGUACGAGGAUGAAAUCGGUCCUGCCGUUCCUGCGGAGACGGAUUUUUCAGAGAGCAGCGUGGGUGGUGGUUACGGAGGUGAGAAAGGGCAGAAGGGGGAACCUGCAGUCAUUGAGCCGGGGAUGCUUAUAGAAGGAGCCCAAGGACCUCCCGGUGCUCCUGGUAUUCCUGGUGCUCCAGGCAUCCAGGGUCCUCCAGGACUUCGUGGAGAUCCCGGUGAGAAAGGUCCUGCUGGGCGUCCGGGUCUUCCUGGUGCUGAUGGAGCUCCAGGUCCUUCUGGCACUGUCAUCAUGCUGCCGUUCCGGGCCGGUGGAGAGGCGUCUAAAGGCCCUGUGGUGACGGCGCAGGAGGCCCAGGCCCAGGCCAUCCUCGCCCAGGCCAGGCUGGCCAUGAGAGGCCCCCCUGGGCCAAUGGGAUUGACGGGAAGAGCCGGUCCAGUGGGUGGUCCUGGAGCACCUGGUCUUAAAGGAGACGCUGGUGAUUCUGGCCCUCCGGGUCCAAGAGGCCUUCAGGGUCCCACUGGGUCACCUGGCAAAUCAGGAAAGAGGGGCCGCUCCGGAGCGGACGGAGCCAGAGGAAUGCCUGGUGAACCGGGAGCCAAGGGUGACCGAGGAUUCGACGGCCUUCCAGGUUUACCUGGUGAGAAAGGACACAGGGGGGAGCAUGGCCCCAUUGGGCCUCCAGGACCUCCAGGAGACGAUGGGCCCAGAGGCGAGGAUGGAGAGAUCGGGCAGAGGGGAAUGCCGGGAGAGAGUGGUCCCAGAGGUCUGCCCGGCCCCCGGGGCUCCCAGGGUGCCCCUGGUCAGCGGGGUCUCUCUGGACUGGACGGUACAGCUGGUCCUAAAGGAAACAUGGGUCCUUCAGGAGAACCAGGCCCUCCUGGACAGCAGGGAAUCCCCGGCCCACAGGGUUUGCCUGGACCUCAAGGACCAAUUGGCCCUCCUGGAGAAAAAGGUCCUUCAGGGAAACAGGGUCUGCACGGUUUAGCUGGAGCCGACGGUCCUCCUGGUCAUCCUGGUAAAGAAGGCCCUCCCGGAGAGAAAGGAGCAGCCGGUCAUUCUGGACCUCAGGGCCCCAUCGGCUAUCCCGGCCCACGCGGAGUGAAAGGUGCUGAGGGCGUUCGCGGGUUGAAAGGAGGCAAAGGAGAAAAGGGCGAGGACGGUUUCCCAGGGUUCAAGGGCGACAUGGGCCCCAAGGGUGACAAGGGAGAGUCUGGUGUUCUUGGGCCCAGAGGAGAAGACGGACCUGAGGGGCCGAAGGGAAAAUCUGGGCCCACCGGAGAGGCUGGACCCAUGGGUCUGGCUGGAGAAAAGGGAAAACUGGGCGUUCCUGGAUUACCCGGAUAUCCAGGACGACAGGGUCCAAAGGGUUCCACAGGUUUCCCUGGCUUUCCUGGAGCAAACGGAGAGAAAGGAGGGAGGGGAAUCGCUGGCAAAGCAGGACCAAGAGGACAGCGUGGUCCAACGGGUCCACGUGGUGGAAGAGGAGCGAGAGGACCAACAGGAAAGCCGGGGCCGAAGGGUACCUCAGGGAACGACGGGCCUCCAGGUGGUCCUGGAGAAAGAGGGCCUCAAGGACCACAGGGACCUGUCGGGCUCCCAGGACCAAAGGGUCCAAAUGGACCUCCAGGAAAGGAUGGGUUGCCAGGUCAUCCCGGACAGCGCGGAGAAACCGGUUUCCAAGGAAAGACGGGACCGCCGGGCCCUGGAGGGGUUGUCGGCCCGCAGGGACCUACUGGAGAGACCGGCCCAGUGGGGGAGAGAGGCCAUCCUGGAUCCCCAGGGCCCCCUGGAGAGCAGGGUCUUCCCGGAGCUGCUGGCAAAGAGGGUGGAAAGGGUGAUCCAGGUCCUCAGGGCGGUGCUGGUAAAGUCGGCCCCGCUGGGCUGAAAGGAUUCCCGGGGCAGAGGGGGCUGCCCGGCGCUCCGGGUCCAGGUGGGCUGAAGGGUGGCGAGGGUCCGCAGGGUCCCCCAGGUCCCAACGGGUCCCCAGGUGAAAGAGGGCCUGCUGGACCAGGUGGGCCAAUUGGAUUAACUGGACGCAACGGACCUCAGGGACCCCCAGGACCUGCUGGAGAGAAAGGUGGACCGGGUGAGAAAGGUCCUCCCGGUCCCGCCGGCCGUGACGGAAUCCAGGGUCCAGUUGGCCUUCCAGGACCUGCGGGACCUCAAGGACCACCUGGAGAGGACGGUGAUAAGGGAGAGGUUGGAGAACCGGGUCAGAAAGGAAGCAAAGGAGACAAAGGAGAACACGGUCCUCCUGGUCCAGGUGGUCUUCAGGGUCCAGUUGGAGCUCCAGGACCUGCUGGCAGUGAUGGAGAGUCGGGCCCCCGGGGUCAGCAGGGCAUGUUCGGGCAGAAAGGGGAUGAAGGACCGCGAGGGUUCCCCGGACUUCCGGGACCAAUCGGGCUGCAGGGAUUACCAGGACCUCCGGGUGAGAAGGGAGAGACCGGUGACGUCGGUGCUAUGGGUCCGCCGGGCCCUCCUGGACCGAGAGGCCCUCAGGGGCCCAGCGGAGCUGAUGGAGCUCCAGGCCCUCCUGGUGGUAUCGGUGCGAUGGGAGGAAACGGAGAAAAGGGUGAGACGGGUGAAGCCGGCAACCCGGGACCUCCUGGAGAGCCUGGUCUAGGGGGUCCUAAAGGUGAAAUUGGAGAGAAGGGAGAGACGGGACCACCUGGAGCUGCCGGACCCGCCGGAGCCCGAGGACCGCCCGGAGACGACGGUCCGAAAGGAAACCCAGGACCCAUUGGCUUCCCUGGAGAUCCGGGUCCACCUGGCGAACCUGGUGUUGCUGGACUCGACGGCCUUACUGGGGAUAAAGGAGAUGACGGAGAAGCUGGUCAGCCUGGUCCUCCUGGUCCAUCUGGUGAAGCCGGCCCACCGGGACCCCCUGGGAAGAGAGGUCCCAUCGGUCCAGCCGGAACUGAAGGAAAGCAGGGAGAGAAAGGCGCGAAGGGUGACCCGGGUGCUGAAGGGCCCGUGGGUAAGACUGGACCUGUUGGCCCUCAGGGACCCCCUGGAAAGGCUGGUGCUGAGGGUCUAAGAGGCAUCCCUGGCCCUGUGGGUGAACAAGGACUUCCCGGAGCUUCUGGACAGGACGGACCCCCUGGACCACUGGGUCCUCCCGGUCUGCCCGGUUUGAAAGGUGACCCCGGCAACAAGGGCGAAAAGGGUCAUCCUGGUCUGAUUGGUCUGAUUGGGCCUCCAGGUGAGCCGGGAGAGAAGGGAGACAGAGGCUUACCUGGACCUCAGGGAACAGGUGGAGGCAAAGGUGACCCUGGUCUCGGAGGUCCUCCUGGUCCUGUUGGUCCUCCAGGUCCUCCUGGUAUUCCUGGAACCCAAGGACAAAAAGGAUCUAAAGGAUCUACUGGUCCAGCGGGUCAGAAGGGAGAGCCUGGACUGAUAGGACCCCCCGGAGCACCUGGUCCUCCUGGUGACAUCAUCCAGCCGCUGCCCAUCCAGAUGUCCAAGAAGUCGAGGAGGUCACCAGACAUGCAGGACGACGAAGCGGCCGGAAUGAUGGACUACGGCGUGGAGGGCAUGGAGGGAAUGGAGGACAUAUUCGGUUCCCUCAACAACCUCAAACUGGACAUUGAGCGCAUGAAGUUCCCUCUGGGCACGCAGGACAAUCCGGCCAGAACCUGCAAUGACCUCCAGCUCAGCCAGCCGGACUUCCCUGACGGGCAAUACUGGAUCGAUCCCAACAUGGGAUGCAUAGGCGACUCCUUUAAAGUGUACUGUAACUUCACUGCGGGAGGUGAAACCUGCAUCUACCCUGAUAAAAAGUCCUCUGGAGUUAGAAUAUCUAACUGGCCGAAGGAGACGCCAGGCUCCUGGUUCAGUGAAUUCAAGCGUGGGAAAAUACUUUCCUACGUGGACGUGGAGGAGAGCUCGAUCACCUCGGUCCAGAUGACGUUCCUCAAGCUGCUGAGCUCUUCAGCCCGGCAGAACUUCACCUACAUCUGCCACCAGUCCGUGGCCUGGCACGACGCCAAAUCCGACAGCUACGACAAAGCGCUGCGCUUCCUCGGCUCCAACGACGAGGAGAUGUCGUACGACAACAAUCAGUUCAUCAAGGCCCUCUCAGACGGCUGCUCGCUGAAGCAGGGCUACGCGAAGACCGUGCUGGAGAUAAACACGCCCCGUAUCGAUCAGGUGCCCAUCAUUGACGUCAUGUUGAAUGACUUUGGAGAUGCUAACCAGCGGUUUGGUUUUGAGGUAGGCCCGGUCUGCUUCCUCGGCUGAAGGGCUUCCUCAGGUCAGGACGGGUCGAGCAGUGUGGACAGCUAACAUCGCCACACACACACACACAUACAUACAUACACAUACAUACACACACACACACACACAGACACCCCUACACACACUUUUGUUGGCUAACACCAGCGCGGUGCAAUCACCAUGGGAAUGUUCACCGUCCUCGUGUGGCCGCAAUGAAAACGACUGAAACCUGCAACCGGAGAACCAACGUGAGGAAAGACGUGAACUGACUGGAGAACAGUGGUGCACUUUCAACUAAAAAACGGAGGAUCACUUCCUUUCUCCAUCCAUCCAUCC